GGGGGGGGGGGGCGAGGCGGCGGCGGUGUGCAUCCCCUCGGCGAACCUCCCGCGUCGGGGGCGGGCUCGCAUCCUACAUUGAGUUUGACGGUCUCCCGCGCUCUCUGCUCCCCCAGCCCUCCUACCGCAACUACGGGCCAGCUCUGUCUGUUUCUUGCGGUAAAUUAUUGAGCGGGUUGCUUAAUCUCUCUCUGCCUCAGUUUCCUGCAGUUAGUUCCUUCCCAAUGAUGUUCUUUUGAGGAUUAAGUGAGACUAUAUUUUAAAAGCUUAAAAACAGUGCCUAGUGCAUGGUAAAAUGUUGGAUGUUACCAUAAAUUCAAUGAUGAUACUCAGGCGCCCUGUUGUUGGGAAGCUCCUGCGAGCCCGGGAUGGGGUCGGAGCUCCAGCUGCAGACCCAUUGUCCCUUCCCUGAUCACUGACGUGGGUUUGUUCUUGGAUUCCCGGAUUCUUUCUGGACGCUUGUUUAGGAAGGAGAGUUAUCUUCAGCUGGAUCCUGGGAAAAGUCCUCCGUGGUUUAUCCCAGACAGAAAUGAUCGUGGUCACGGCUUUGCACAGCGCCUGCGAUGUAGUCAGGCUUAAGUUAAAAAUGUUCAGUAUUGUAUAACAACCCCGUAUUGUUAAUUGAAAUGCAACACGAUUUCUUAGUCUUAGGUUUUUAUUAAUCAUUGUUUACCUUCAUGCAUAUGCGAGAAGAAACUUCGUUCUUUCAGCUUAAUAACACGUGCAAGUAGUUACACCUAUUAAGGGAAAAAAAAUCCGUGGCAAUUUAACGUUCAUUAACAGCAGCACAAAUCAUCUGUGAGCCCACCAGUUAGAAUUAGGCUUUUUUUUGGAGAGUAAGGGUAAGUAAAGGGACAGUCAUCAUCUCUGAAUUCUGUGUUUCCUAAGAUUCAUCUUCUGUAAAGCAGAUUCGCAAAGGCAGUUUUAUGAAUCUUAAGAGCACCUGCUUGUCUGAAGCUGCAGGAGGGAAUUCUGGCAUUAUUAUACCCAUUUACAGCUAGACUGGAUUGAGGCACAGAGAGAUUAAUAACUUGCUCAAGGUUUAUGCGACUAGUAAGUAGAACGUGAUAAGUAGAAACACCAGAAUUUGAACCCAGGCAUUUUGGCCCUGAUGUCAAAAGCUCAGCUUCUCUGUACACGGGUGUGGAAUUGAAUCUUGGAGACAGAGUUUUGGGUGAAGUAGAAAAGAAUAGCUUUAUUACUUUGCCAGGCAAAGGGGGACACGGUGGGCUCCUGCCUCGAAAAACUGUGUCCCCACUUGGAGAGGAUAGUGGGAAGUUUUAUAGUAAUUGUUCAAGAAGGGCGUGAUCAGCUCGUGGACAUUCUCCUGAUGGGUUGGUGGUGAGUUUUGCCUUCCCAGAACUCGGCCUUUCCCCAGCAGGAAGAGGAAAAAAAUGACCAAAUUCCAGGAGGCGGUGACCUUCAAGGACGUGGCCGUGACCUUCACUGAGGAGGAGCUGGGGCUGCUGGACUCCGCCCAGAGGAAGCUGUACCGAGAGGUGAUGCUGGAGAACUUCCGGAACCUGCUCUCAGUGGGGCACCAGUCCUCCAAGCCAGAUAUGAUAUCCCAGUUGGAGAGAGAGGAAAAGCUUUGGAUGAUGGAGGUCCAGACCCAGAGAGGUGGGCAUUCAGGAGCCAGGAAUCACAAUGAGACGGAGACUCUUCAUGAAACAGGAGUAAGAUUCCUUUCAUUGGGAGAGCUUUCGUGCUGGCACAUCAAGAGACACAUUGUGAGCAAAUUAACCAAAAGACAGGACUCUGUGAUAAAUAUUCACGGAAAGAAUUCUCAGUCCGCCAAACAACAUAAUUCCCCUGCAGGAGUGUCCAUUCAGGCUUCUGUGGAAGACAGCUGUUUAAUGACACUUCUAGAGGAUCAUUCUAAUGUUAUUGAAAAUCAAGAAUUUUCAACUGGGAGAGCUCAGAAUUCCUGGAAUAAACUCUAUCUGAAUGGGACUCAGAAUUAUCAGAGAAGUUGUAAGCUGACUCCAGUGAAAAACAAGAUCUGUAUGUUUGUUCCAUGUGCUGAUAUUUUCAGUUGUAUCUCCCCACACCUUGAUGAUGACACGGUGCACAAAAGAGAGAAAGCUCACGGCAACAGAGAGUGUGGUAAAGAUCUCUUAAAGGCAUCACCUCUGGCCCCGUGCAGUAUCAUUCAAACUGGACCGAAAACCUACCAGUGUAACGAACGUGAGAAAGGAUUCAGUGACCACACCAGCCUUGAACUUCAUCAGCAGGUACACUUGGGCAGGAAGUCCCCUACAUACAGGACACAUGAGAAGGACAGCGGUUAUAGCUCUGCUAGUCCCAUUCAACAGGGUGUCCUCCCAGGGAAGAAACGCUAUUGGUGUCACGAGUGCGGGAAGGGCUUCAGUCAGAGCUCAAACCUGCAAACUCACCAGAGAGUCCACACGGGGGAGAAGCCCUAUUCAUGCCAUGAGUGUGGGAAGAGCUUUAAUCAGACCUCACACCUGUACGCCCACCUGCCCAUUCACACUGGAGAGAAGCCCUACAGAUGUGAGAGCUGCGGGAAGGGCUUCAGUCGUAGCACAGACCUCAACAUCCACUGCAGAGUCCACACGGGAGAGAAACCGUAUAAGUGUGAGGUGUGCGGGAAGGGCUUCACCCAGAGGUCCCACCUUCAGGCCCACGAAAGAAUCCACACUGGAGAAAAACCAUACAAGUGUGCAGAUUGUGGGAAACGCUUCAGCUGUAGCUCAAAUCUUCACACGCACCAGCGCGUCCACACUGAGGAGAAACCCUACAGAUGUGAGGAGUGCGGCAAGUGCUUCAGCCUGAGCUUCAACCUUCACAGUCACCAGCGCGUCCACACGGGAGAGAAACCCUACAAAUGUGAAGAGUGUGGGAAGGGUUUUAGUUCGGCCUCAAGCUUCCAGAGCCACCAGAGGGUUCACACAGGAGAGAAGCCAUUUCGAUGCAGUGUGUGUGGGAAGGGCUUCAGCCAGAGUUCCUAUUUCCAAGCCCAUCAGAGAGUCCACACUGGAGAAAAACCCUACAAGUGUGAGGUGUGUGGGAAGCGCUUCAAUUGGAGCCUGAAUCUUCACAACCAUCAGAGGGUCCACACAGGAGAGAAACCCUAUAAAUGCGAGGAGUGCGGGAAGGGCUUCAGUCAGGCCUCGAAUCUUCAAGCUCAUCAGAGCGUCCACACGGGGGAAAAGCCCUUCAAAUGUGAUGCGUGUCAAAAGCGAUUCAGUCAGGCCUCCCAUCUUCAAGCCCAUCAGAGAGUCCACACGGGAGAGAAACCAUAUAAAUGUGAUACGUGUGGUAAGGCCUUCAGCCAGAGGUCGAAUCUCCAAGUCCAUCAGAUAAUUCACACUGGAGAGAAACCAUUCAAAUGCGAGGAGUGUGGGAAAGAAUUCAGCUGGAGUGCCGGGCUCAGUGCUCAUCAGAGGGUCCACACAGGAGAGAAACCCUAUACGUGUCAGCAGUGCGGCAAGGGCUUCAGCCAGGCCUCGCAUUUCCACACCCAUCAGAGGGUCCACACUGGAGAGAGACCUUACAUAUGUGAUAUAUGUUGCAAGGGCUUCAGCCAGAGGUCACAUCUUGUUUACCAUCAGAGGGUCCACACUGGAGGGAACCUGUAGAACCGGAAGGUGAGGAAUGGCCUCCAGAUAAUCCACGUCUUCAUCUCUAUUGGAAAGUCUGUGCUGGUAGUUGUGGGAAGUUCCUGCAGAACUUGGAAACAUCAAGGAAUCUUCAUGGGAAAGAAGUUCUAUAAAAUGCUGUGUUUUUAAAGAUCCAGUUGGGAGGUGAACUCUUUACUAACAUCAGAGGUUUCAAAGAGGAGAGAAAAUGUAUUCUAUAAAUAUGGUCAGUGGUUAUACCAGAGCUCUGAAUGCCCUGAUUCUCAGGAUGUGACACAAGAGAAGAAUCAUUGGCAUCUAUUCAGGAGAGAAGGCUUAUACAUGAAGGUUAUGGGCAGGGCUUGAACAAAAGUAUAAUGAUGGACAAACAAUUGAUGUCAACUGCAGUGUACCCUCCACGUACGGAGGGCUGUUUUUCACCAUUCUGUCUCUACCGUGUAGAACUGUGCUUGGCUCCUAAUAGGUGCCUGGCAAUUACUGAACCAAGGGCAGAAAAAUCCCUCUAAUUAGGACAAAUAUUUGAAAUUUCUGGUAGGCUUCCUAUCCUAAAUUCAUAACAUACUCAAGAGGAAUCCUGCAAGUCGCCUUAAUGAGAUUGUACUUCAGUUAAUAUUUCCUAAAAUCAGAAUCAUGUAAUAUCGCCACCCACAAUAGUACAGAUUUGGACAAGGCUUAUAAAUGGCUGCCACCCUCCAUCCAGUUCGUUAUAUGUACAGAAUCACCCAUUGUGUGCAGUGUAAUAUUUAGCAUCAUUAGUUUGUAUUUUAUAGACUGAAAGACUUUUUUAUUAAUCUAAUAACAUACUGCAACUUAUAUGAUUGGAAAUUUUGAACCCUAAUUAAUUCCUUAAGGUAG
Messenger RNA from Balaenoptera ricei (Rice's whale), 4457 nucleotides. RefSeq names its product zinc finger protein 235 (gene ZNF235). The coding region runs from base 1395 to 3602 and encodes 735 amino acids. Gene Ontology annotation, biological process: regulation of DNA-templated transcription. NCBI's taxonomy places the organism in Eukaryota, Metazoa, Chordata, Mammalia, Artiodactyla, Balaenopteridae. The transcript has 5 exons. Gene Ontology annotation, cellular component: nucleus. The record is from RefSeq and is a predicted model, not a curated record.